UGCACCAUAGAGAUGACGAAGCCGCCCCGGCGACAUCAAAGCAGUCGGCCGCGGAGACUAUCGGGAAAGGAGCGGCGCGUGCAUUGCGUUGCGGGCGUACAUCGGGCGGGCAAAGGGUUCGCGGGCAGCGCAAGGCUGCUGCUGCUGCCGCCGGGUGUGAGAGAGAGAGAUUGGACCUUUCGUUGAGGCGGACAGAGCGAGCAGGACUCGGGAGGCUGUUGCCGCUGCUUUAGCGCCAUGGCGGGAGGAGGCAGUGCUGGCGAGUGGUGCCUCAUGGAGAGCGACCCCGGCGUCUUCACGGAGCUCAUCAAGGGUUUCGGUUGUAGGGGUGCUCAGGUUGAGGAAAUAUGGAGUUUGGAACCAGAGAACUUUGAAAAAUUAAAGCCAGUUCAUGGAUUAAUUUUUUUAUUCAAGUGGCAACCAGGAGAAGAACCAGCUGGCUCUGUUGUUCAGGACUCCAGAUUAGAUACAAUAUUUUUUGCUAAACAGGUAAUAAAUAAUGCUUGCGCAACUCAAGCCAUAGUAAGUGUGCUAUUAAACUGUACCCAUCAAGAUGUCCAUUUAGGAGAAACACUAUCGGAAUUUAAAGAAUUUUCACAAAGCUUUGAUGCAGCAAUGAAAGGCCUGGCGUUAAGUAAUUCAGAAGUGAUUCGUCAAGUCCACAACAGUUUUGCCAGACAACAAAUGUUUGAGUUUGAUGCAAAGUCAACAGCAAAGGAAGAAGAUGCUUUUCACUUUGUCAGCUAUGUUCCUGUAAAUGGAAGAUUAUAUGAACUGGAUGGUCUAAGAGAAGGCCCAAUAGAUUUAGGGGUAUGCAAUCAAGAUGACUGGAUCAGUGCUGUAAGGCCUGUCAUAGAAAAACGAAUACAAAAAUACAGCGAAGGCGAAAUCAGGUUUAAUUUGAUGGCAAUUGUAUCUGAUAGAAAAAUGAUAUAUGAACAGAAAAUUGCAGAGUUACAGAGACAACUUGCUGAGGAAGAGCCCAUGGAUACAGACCAGAGCAGUAAUAUACUAAGUUCUAUUCAGUCAGAAGUUGCAAAAUAUCAGAUGUUAAUUGAUGAAGAAAACCAAAAAUUGAAAAGAUACAAGGGGGCUGUGCAACCUGAUCCCUCCAGCAAGAUUGAAAACAUCAGAAGAAAACAUAACUACCUACCAUUUAUUAUGGAAUUGCUAAAGACUUUAGCAGAACACCAGGAAUUGAUCCCACUUGUAGAAAAGGAAUACCCUGCUGUACGGACCUUCACUUUAAGGACACUCGCGCGUACGGACAUACUUUCAGUAGCACCAUUUCCCUGUUUACGUACGCUCGCUUCGCAAGAACGGACACUUAACCUUUGGUUGUGGCCUGUUCUUUCGGUGCAUGGGGGGGUGGAAAGAGACGCGAUCGCGCGACCGCAAAUCAGCUGGGAGGCACGAUCGCGAUCAGCUGAGAGGUGCGGCAGUGCAGCAGCAGAUGCUUUAGCGUGGGGCUUUGAGGCUCCACGUGAAGGAGAGAUGGCACAGUGGCGGCGCAAGUGAAAACAGGCAAAAGAAAAACAGAAUGCUAAGAAAGCUCAAGAGGCCAAAUGAAGACUGGUGGUUCCCCCCCCCCUUUCUUUUUUGUGGGUGGUCAGGGUUUUUUGUUUGAUGGGGAAAAUGUGCUUCUGAAUUUCUUUGUCUUCAUGAAAGUGACCCUACAAGACUUCUUGUACAGUUUAAAUUUGUCCAACGCACGUUUGCCAAUUGUAACAGUUUGUCCUGUCCUAUUUGCACGGGGUCUAUAAAUCUCCCUUUUCCCUUGCAUCAUGUGCAUGUACUACAACUCAGUAAUGGUUUUUAGAGUCUGUCGAAUUCCAGUAUUUAACAGUGAUAUCCGACUGAUUCUUCAUAAUUUAAUCAGGAAAUACAGCUGCAAUUUGUAUAGACCCAAAUUUGUGCAAGUAAUGUAGACCUUUAUACGGUAAUGAAUAUAUUUAAUAUCUUGUCUCACAGUGAAGCAUUGGAUAUAUAGUUAUGUAAAGAAAGCAUGACUUAUUUUUGGAAAUAAGUUGGUCUUUCUUUGCGUAUCACCACUAACUGUCUUGGUCUCUGAGUCUUUCAGUGGCUUGCCCUGUGUUCUUGUUUUUAUGGAGUUGUGUCUAAAUUUUCUACAAAGUUGAAACUACAAAUUGAAUGGUAGAAUGAGUUGCAAUGACCAAGGGAUAAGCUUCAGAGUGUAUUGCUUUAGUAGGAAAAAAAAUAAUAAAUUCCCAUUUUUAUUUUG
This is a messenger RNA of Rhineura floridana, 2242 nucleotides long. RefSeq names its product ubiquitin C-terminal hydrolase L5 (gene UCHL5). The coding region runs from base 238 to 1518 and encodes 426 amino acids. The record is from RefSeq and is a predicted model, not a curated record. Gene Ontology annotation, cellular component: Ino80 complex; cytoplasm. Gene Ontology annotation, molecular function: proteasome binding; cysteine-type deubiquitinase activity. The transcript has 13 exons. Gene Ontology annotation, biological process: protein deubiquitination; ubiquitin-dependent protein catabolic process. NCBI's taxonomy places the organism in Eukaryota, Metazoa, Chordata, Lepidosauria, Squamata, Rhineuridae.